UGCCACUCGACUCGAUCCACAAUCAAAGCGGUAUGCUUGGGCAUAAAAGAUUUACAUGAAAAAACAACCGAGACAAUGGGGUUGGUAAUUUGCCAAAUUGCCACUCCGUGAACCUGUUCUCUCAACGCGAUUCUCCCAGCAUGUAUAGGGCUUGUUGUUGUAAGCAUAUAGGUAUAUAUGUUAUUAUGAUCAGGGUGUGUUGAGUCAGUGCACCUGAGGUUACAAGACGUGAUACCUGAGUCGAGACGCCGACAUACCUGAGGUGAGGAACUACAUUACUUACCUGUAAUCAGCGAUAACUGUGGAGAAUAUCCAGGUACACAUUAUGGACUGUGGAUAAACAGCAAGGGAUCACUAGCACACCACCACCAUGCUGAGAACUUGCACCCCGGGGCCUGCUCCCCACCUUCGAGCCCCGUCCCCCACGGAGGGACUGCGACGCCAGAUCGUUGAUAUGGUGAGGAUCACAGACUAUGGGCAGGGGCAACGCUCGGCCACCAUCAUAUAUGACUUGAGGCAGAGACAGGUUGUACAAGGGGACACAACUCGCGGUAAAACACCCGAUAUACGUCGAAUCACUGCAAGAAACCGACCUGGAGAUUUUGGGCAUGACCUCGAUACAUCCAAAUCAUCCGGAUCUUUCCCCCAGCCCUGUAAGACAUCAACGCCCUGCAUUCAAAGGCGUGAGACAAAACGUGUGACGGAGGUUAGAAACCUGUCCCCUAAUCGCUUCAAGAUCCCAAGCCCCCCGCGGACUUCCCAGGGUGUCCCUGAGACUACAAAGAGGCCCCGGACCGGUCAGGGUCGAGGGCGGAGGGUCGUAAGGACAAAGAGCAUCCGGCUUCAGAAUGACACUGCAGGUCCUCACUGUCAAUCCUCGGAUUCAUCCAGUCCAUCGGACGAGAAAACUACCAGCAAAACAUCGGGGGAACCUUGCGAAGUUCGUGGCAACGCCAUCAGUACGUCUCCAGCACGACCAAGAGUUAUGUCCCCUGUGAAGCGGGCUGAGGUGCAGCGCCGCGCUACGCUGUUCUCGACCUCGCUUGAACUGUUCCGAAGGCGAUUGAAGAUGAACCAAAGCAAAUUUUUCAGUUGUAAUAAAGUUAACCCUGAGGAAUAUGUGAUAAGGAAAGAUGAGAGAAAACCAUCGGCUAAACAGCGACUUAAUGUCAACAAUAUUCAAAAUUCAAACAAACCAUCAUCACCGGUCCGUGUCGCUCAAACGCAACUGGAGGAUUCCGCUGACGACAGAUUGGAGACGAAGCAGACAAGAUGUUCCUACAGACUUCCCGAAUUAACGGAUGAAGAGAAACAGGUGACGUUCGGCGACCUCCGCAGCCUCCCGCAAGUACAGACAUACGUCCUGGAAGAUGAUGGCACAGACCAAGUCCGUCGACGCACAUUUAAAGAACCUGCUCCGUUGACGUCUCACAACCUCGGCAUUCACAACAUGUUUAUGGACCAGCAACGUCGGCGGCCUCGCGUUGAGGCUAAUGGCGUCAUUUACGACGCCCGGACGUGGCGCUGGGUGGAAGAAUCGAAUGCACAAGGCAGGGUCCAAAGAAUGGUUCGAUUCAACAUCACGUCCAAUCCCGUCACAGAAACUGUGCCUAUGUCAGACUCGAGUAGAGUGGUGUCCGACGGGUCACGUGAUUAGUGUCACACCGUCCUUAUAAACGUAAUAGGGACUAGUUCCCUGGUGCCUGUGAUAAUGGUGGACCUUGUGAUAUUUCAUUCAUCGGAGUAUCCAAAUGGAUUAUCGACGUUAUAUUCGGAUACCUAUCUGUUUGACAUGUCUGUAUACAAGCGAUCCCGUGAUUUAGUGGUGAUGGAUAUGGGUCAUUAACCCUGGUUUUGCCUUGAUGAAUAUACUUGAUGAAUACUUUGUAAAACGCCGUGUAUAUAGUUACAAACUACGUUCAAACUAACCACAAUAUUUCAAAUGUCUUGGCAUAGAAAAUAAGAUUUGUCUACCGCCCUAAAUGUCGUUUAUGUUCAUCCGAAAAACUCUUCUUUGUCCGUCCGGCACUCCAUCGCUCGCCUUUUCGUUUUUAGGGUCUUGAUGGCUACAAGUCCGUCGUUGAGACACCCUGCUCCAUAGUUCGCAAAUAUUUCCGACUGUAACGGAAGUUGUAAUGUUGAAUAUUUUCGGUAAGGCCCCCAUGUGUUUGUGGACCUUGGUGAAUUUUACCCCUCAUUUUCGGUGGCGGGUAAAGACACAUUUGGUUCGCUGGAGCAUCGACCGUGGAAAAGAGCUAACUCUAAGUGUCCCCAACAUUGCCAAAAUAGUUUCAUCAGAAUUGGAUGACUUUAAUCUUUGUGACGUUUUUGGUCCCAACGCGUAUCAAAUAUAAUGUUUCGAUGUACACUAUAUAUAGUGAACCGUAAGCUCGAAUACGUUUUCGUCAUGAUGCAUGAAGUUAUUUAUUUCGUAAUAUUAGAAGAUAGAUUCGUUUUGAUUUUCUUCACCGUCCACACAUUUCAUGACUCCAUGAACCGAUUUGACGCGAGAUCUGUAGUAGGGGCAGGUAACUCAACACGGUUUUUUUCACGUUCCCCUUGACAUAUGUCAGUCGGCCUACAUCUCGGAACGGUAUAUACGCUGCCAAGAAUACUUGUUUAUGUGAACAAGUGCCAAUUUUCGGUAUUGCAUUGGCGUUGAAUGGACAUUGGUUUACGAUCUUUCUAUGAAACUCCACGUCCUUCAAAUUGACUGAAUAGAUUAUUGCAGACUCGCGUAAAGUACAACAGGUGUUUCCUACACUUCCUGGAUGCUUCGAGUGAAGAUACUUUCCUGAUUGAUGAACACCUGCUGGAGGGAGAAGCUUUUGGAUCAGUUCACAUUUGCAUGGUCGUUUCCUUAGCAUGUUCAGACAUGUUCACACCUGCUGGAGGGGGAAGCUUUUGGAUCAGUUAACAUUUGCAUGGUCGUUUCCUUAGCAUGUUCAGACAUGUUCACACCUGCUGGAGGGGGAAGCUUUUGGAUCAGUUCACAUUUGCAUGGUCGUUUCCUUAGCAUGUUCAGACAUGUUCACACCUGCUGGAGGGAGAAGCUUUUGGAUCAGUUCACAUUUGCAUGGUCGUUUCCUUAGCAUGUUCAGACAUGUUCACACCUGCUGGAGGGGGAAGCUUUUGGAUCAGUUAACAUUUGCAUGGUCGUUUCCUUAGCAUGUUCAGACAUGUUCACACCUGCUGGAGGGGGAAGCUUUUGGAUCAGUUAACAUUUGCAUGGUCGUUUCCUUAGCAUGUUCAAACAUGUUCACACCUGCUGGAGGGGGAAGCCUUUGGAUCAGUUAACAUUUGCAUGGUCGUUUCCUUAGCAUUUUACUAUUUCAGUUGUUUCGUGCUUUCAUGCAUUGGUUGCUGACUGAUAUUUCGCUGACCCCAUACCAUCAGAUCAUAUCAUCAGUUAACGUAUCAGUUUCGGUUAACUAGUAUUUCACGGAAUAUUUCGCUGUCACUCUAUACAAUAAGUUCACAUUAUCAGUUUCGGUUAACUGUUAUUCAGCUGAAUAUUAUUUUGUAUUAAAAAAAACCAUCGGUUCAGAUCAGCAGUCCACAUCAGUUUUCGUCUGACUGAUAUUUUGCUGAAUAUUUCAUGACACGAUAUGUCAUCGCUUCAUAUUCUCAGUUAUUCCUAGUUUCGAUUAACUGAUAUUUCGCAGAAUAUUUCAUGAAACGAUAUGCUACCAGUUAACAUUCUCAGUUAACCCUAUUUUCGAUUAACUGAUAUUUCGCUGAACAUUUCAUGACACGAUAUACCAUCAGUUUAUAUUCUCAGUUAACCCUAUUUUUUGAUUAACUGAUAUUUCGCUGAAUAUUUCAUGAAACGAUAUGCCAUCAGUUCGUAUUCUCAGUUAUUCCUAGUUUCGAUAAAGGGAUGUUCGCAGAAUAUUUCAUGGCACGAUAUACCAUCAGGUCGUAUUCUCAGUUAUUCCUUGUUUCGAUCAACUGAUAUUUCGCGGAAUAUUUCAUGACACGAUAUACCAUCAGUUAAUAUUCUCAGUUAACCCUAGUUUCGAUUAACUGAUCUUUCGCUGAAUAUUUUAUGACACAAUAUGCCGUCAGUUAAUAUUCUCAGUUAGCACUAGUUUCGAUUAACUGAUAUUUCGCUGAAUAUUUCAUGACACGAUAUGCCAUCAGUUAAUAUUCUCAGUUAGCACUAGUUUCGAUUAACUGAUAUUUCGCUGAAUAUUUCAUGACACGAUAUGCCAUCAGUUAAUAUUCUCAGUUAGCCCUAGUUUCGAUUAACUGAUAUUUCGCAGAAUAUUUCAUGACACGAUAUACCAUCAGGUCGUAUUCUCAGUUAUUCCUAGUUUCGAUAAAGUGAUGUUUCGCAGAAUAUUUCAUGGCACGAUAUACCAUCAGGUCGUAUUCUCAGUUAUUCCUUGUUUCGAUUAACUGAAGUUUGGCAGAAUAUUUCAUGGCACGAUAUACCAUCAGUUCAUAUUAUCAGUUAACCCCAGUUAAUUUCGGUGACACGAUGUCUCGUAUCGACGUCGGUUAACCGAUAUUGCGCAGAAUACUAGUACAGUUUGUUAGUCUUUAUGCCCUCGUAACGCAUCCGUUCACAUUAUCAGUUAACCUGGUUAAAUGAUAAUUCGUUCCGUUUCGAACUUUUUCGCUGAACACACGUACUGAUGGAUUUAUCCCACAUUCUGAGAUACCAUGCUUGGUCACAUUCCUUUUGGUUGAACAUGUGAUUGAGAAACAAGACCUACUCUUCCGAAAGCAGUAGUCGAUUUCGAGAUGCGGAGACCCAGAAUUUUAAUGUGAUGGUGGACAUUUAGUUGAAUUUUCAAGAAUUUUCCUGAGAUACCCUCUCGGGGUUUCGAAUUUGACAUUCUACCUGCGCUCAUGGCGCACGUCAUUGCUGCUGUAGAUACCCAAAGAAACUACAGGUGCCAAGUUUUUCGCCCUCUUUGAUUUUUUCGUCCGGCACUGACAGAAAAGGGGAAAUAACUCAACGACUUCCAGACUGAGUAGUCGAACGGCCAAUUAUUUCGCCUUUACGAAUCUGACGCGACCACAAGGGUAGUAUCAAGACACAGCGAACGUCCGGUUCUUGCACAAUAUUAUUUUCCCAACAUGUUUUGGGGAAAAUAGUAAAUUAGUUUCACAAGGACUUACACCCCCUUUUCAGUUACUUGCAAGUUCCCCCUGGACACGUGGACAAAGUUUCCCAUGUUGUGGCGGGAUAGACAUGUCGUGUUUCUAUGCCAAGACAGACAUUGUAUUAUGUACAUUACUCUACACGAAUUACGUAUUAAUCUAAAUACUAGUACUCUAACAAUUCGAAUGUGAUAAUGUGUAAUUGUGAUACCCUUCAACCUCCUGAAAAUGUAACCUACGAAGAAAUUGGAAAGCCAUUCCCUUUAAAACAUUUUUGGUUACUUAAUUUCCUUCCCAGCCAUACAAUCUCCGAACCCGGAAGGAAGGUGCAUAUGCCUGCAUAUGAAGGACCAAGCAAUACAUACAUGUACAUAAGUAUCACCGUAAAUAUGCGGAUCUAAGUGCCAUGUUUAAUGUAAUGCCAAUGCGUUGCGUGUAUAUAUAUGUGUGUCUCAGUCAUGUACCUCGUGUGAUGUGAUUGGAAGUGUCAAUGUACAUCUUUUUCAAAAUAUACUCAAAUUAGCUGGGAAUCUAUACGUGCACGUGUUUUGAGUGUACCAAGAAAACGAGCUUCACUUUCAUUUUCAUUGUGAUUGUUUUAUGUACAUACCAAGGCGAACAUUGACAUUUCUUAUUGUUUCAAAAUAUAUGUGUGACAAUAAACAGUAAACAAUUGCA
Haliotis rufescens (red abalone) is the source of this 5790-nucleotide messenger RNA. RefSeq lists its product as uncharacterized. The record is from RefSeq and is a predicted model, not a curated record. NCBI's taxonomy places the organism in Eukaryota, Metazoa, Mollusca, Gastropoda, Lepetellida, Haliotidae. The coding region runs from base 371 to 1657 and encodes 428 amino acids. The transcript has 3 exons.